Sorghum bicolor (sorghum) is the source of this 1687-nucleotide messenger RNA. Its product is annotated as UDP-glucuronic acid decarboxylase 1. NCBI's taxonomy places the organism in Eukaryota, Viridiplantae, Streptophyta, Magnoliopsida, Poales, Poaceae. The transcript is spliced from 7 exons. Gene Ontology annotation, biological process: D-xylose metabolic process. Gene Ontology annotation, cellular component: cytoplasm. The record is from RefSeq and is a predicted model, not a curated record. Bases 76 to 1293 code for a protein of 405 amino acids. Gene Ontology annotation, molecular function: UDP-glucuronate decarboxylase activity; NAD+ binding.
CCUGCCCACCUCCCACACUAACCCGGUCACCAACCACGCACCCGCCUCCGCUCCGCCUGGCCGCGCUCUCCCGCCAUGAAGCAGCUCCACAAGUCCUCCCCCACCCACGCGCCAUCGUCGGCGCACGCGCCGGCUCCCAAGGCCGCCAAGCCGGCGCGCCCCGGCCCGCGCUCCUGGAUCGGGUAUGUCCUCCGCGAGCAGCGCCUCCUCUUCGUCCUCCUCGGCGCGCUCAUCGCCUCCACCUUCUUCCUCCUCCGGCCCUACCUCUCGCUCUCCCCGUCCUCCCACCUGCCAGAUGCCCGCCCGCUCUUCUCCUUCGCCGCCCGCUCCGGUGUCCCCGCUGGCUUCCGCCCGCCGCCGCGCCGCGUCGUCGUUACCGGCGGGGCAGGGUUCGUCGGGAGCCACCUCGUGGACCGGCUCCUGGAGCAGGGGGACAGCGUGAUCGUGGUCGACAACUUCUUCACCGGCAGGAAGGAGAACGUCGCGCACCACCUCCGGAACCCCAGGUUCGAGCUGCUCCGCCACGAUGUGGUCGAGCCAAUCCUCCUCGAGGUCGACCGGAUCUACCACCUCGCGUGCCCCGCGUCGCCCGUGCACUACAAGUAUAACCCAAUCAAGACGAUCAAGACAAAUGUCAUGGGAACUUUGAAUAUGUUGGGUCUGGCAAAGCGAAUUGGUGCAAGGUUUUUGUUGACUAGCACAAGUGAAGUUUAUGGUGAUCCCCUUGAGCAUCCACAGAAGGAGUCAUACUGGGGGCAUGUUAAUCCUAUAGGUGUUAGGAGCUGUUAUGAUGAGGGGAAGAGAACAGCAGAGACUUUAACUAUGGACUAUCAUCGUGGUGGUGGUGUUGAGGUGCGUAUUGCACGCAUUUUCAAUACAUAUGGUCCUCGUAUGUGCCUCGAUGAUGGCCGCGUCGUCAGCAAUUUUGUUGCACAGGCACUGCGAAGACAACCGAUGACAGUUUAUGGUGACGGGAAACAAACUCGAAGUUUCCAAUAUGUUUCUGAUCUGGUUGCUGGGUUGAUGGCUCUAAUGGAGAGUGAUCAUAUUGGUCCUUUCAACUUGGGUAACCCAGGAGAGUUUACCAUGUUGGAGCUAGCACAGGUUGUGAAGGAAACAAUUGACCCAAUGGCAACCAUUGAAUUCAAACCCAAUACAGCUGAUGAUCCCCAUAUGAGAAAGCCAGAUAUCACCAAGGCUAAGCAACUGCUACAUUGGGAGCCAAAGGUCUCUCUCAAAGAAGGCCUUCCGCUAAUGGUAAAUGACUUCCGUCAAAGGAUCUCGGAUGAGUAAUCAAAGCAAUCCUACAAUACUGGUGACUAUUUUGAGUCUGAACGAUGCUGCAAAUACAGUCAGAAGCUCUUCACCGAUUGGAGCCAUGCAGUACAAUGUACUGUGUACACAAUAGACUGUAGAAUCACACAGGCCCCAUUUGGAAUGUGGGGAUUCCAUAGUAUUUCUACGGGAUAGUACAAUUUCUGUGAAAUAGCUGAUAAGUUCAUGGGAAGUUCGUAUUAAUUUUUUUUGUAUCUUGGUGAGUCAGAACAGAAGCAGUCAAAUUAUUUUUUGUGCAUGUGUGGGAUUCCAGAUUUGUGGGUGGUGAGAGAUAGGAUACAAUGCUGUAUUUCAGGAGCUUUUGUAACACGGAACAUUCAUCAUGUGAAAAAUGUAAUUGAAUAGUUUGCCA